Messenger RNA from Vidua macroura (Pin-tailed whydah), 3843 nucleotides. RefSeq names its product chromosome 2 C21orf62 homolog (gene EPCIP). The record is from RefSeq and is a predicted model, not a curated record. NCBI's taxonomy places the organism in Eukaryota, Metazoa, Chordata, Aves, Passeriformes, Viduidae.
GAUGGAGCAAACCAUCUUGAGUGCCAUAAUGUGGCACGUGCAGAACAACGAGGGAUCAGGCCCAGCCAACAUGGGUUUGUGAAAGACAAGUCCUGCUUGACCAACCUGGCUUCUGUGACAAGAUGACCUGCUUGGUGGGUGAGUGAAAGGCUGUGGAUGUUGUCUACCUGGGGCUUAGUAAAGCCAUUGACAUAAUUUCCCACAGCUUUCUCAAGGAAAAGCUUUCAGCCCAUGACUUGGACAGGUGUGCUGUUUGCUAGGAAAAAAAAAAAAAGCCUGGAUGUCCAGGCCCCGAAUGGCACCCUAACUCCUCCUGACUUUGGCUAAACGUUCUUACUGUGGUACCAGUAUUGGCUGUUCCCAGAAGGACCUGGAGCAUGUAAAGGCCAGGCAUUAUUUUUGAGAAAGCAGCAAAUACCUUUUCAUUUGAAUCACAGCAAAUUCUUAGUCUUUGUUCCUUACAUGUGCCCUACUAGAGUGCCUUUGCUUCACAGCACGUUGCCUCAUGAUUUUUUUAGUGUAGUCCUACUACAUUUCCUUGUGAAGCUGCUUAUGAGUUCUUGCAAAUAAUCUCACUGCUUAUUUAGGACUAUUAGUCCCAGGCUAGCAGCAGAAAUUCUAGCAUUCAGUAGGUACUCUGUUGUGAAAACAUGAAUGUAAAGGUGGUGAAACAAAGGUGGUGUUUUCCAUGCAGAUUGUGGAGAAGCAUAAACAGUGUUUGAACACCUGAGAGCCAGUUGUGCCUCUGCUAAGCUGCGACUGAAAAUUUCAUAGAGUCACAGAAUAUCCUGAGUUGGAAGGGACCCACAAGGAUCAUUGAUUCCAGUUCCUGGCCCUGCACAGAACACUCCAAUCCUACCCUGUGCCUGAGAGCAUUGUUCAAAUGCUUGUUAAGCUCUGGCAGCCUUGAGGCCAUGACCACUGUUCUGGGGAGCCUGUUCACUGCCCAACCACCCUCUGGGGGAAGAACCUUUUCCUAAUAUCCAGCCUAACCCUCCCCUGAUACAUAUUCAGGCCAUUCCCUCAGGUCCUGUCCCUGGUCACAGAGAGCAAAGAUCAGUGCCUGCUACUCUGCCCCCUCUCGUGAGGAAGCUGCAGACUGCUAUGAAGUUUCCCCUCACAGUCUCCUCCAGGCUGAACAAGCCAGGUGACCUCAGCCAUUCCUCUUACAGCUUUCCAGUUACUCCCUCCAGCUGGCUGAGCAGGCUCUCCAAGUCUGCCUGAAGUUGUUUUAAACCUUCACCCAAAGUCCCCAGGAAGCAGGCAGAGCAGAAUAUGUGCCAUGGGGACAGUGAUAGGGCUCCCCAGGUGGAUGGUCAGCACAGAGCCACGACGUGAGCAAAGCACCAGAGGUCCUGCUUCUGUCCCUGCACAGCAGGCUAUCCAAUCUCCUGUGAACACAGGUCACUAGCCAAGCACUCCAGCUCCCCUCCCAGAGUGAGCAGGGAGCUGGCUGGCAUAUCUAAGCAUUUCCAGGCAAGCCCUUUGUUCCUGACAGUGUGGUACAGGUGGCAUUAAUGGUCAGGGCAGGCCUUGGACCACCCUGCUGGCUGGUGGGGGAAUGCCAUGGAAUGCUGGCCCAUGAAAACAUAAAAGAGCAGCAUCGUGUGAGAGAGAAGGCACUGCUGCCUGCUUUACAGACUGGCUCCACUCCCAGCCACAGCUGAGAAGUUCAGCCAAGCAGGAAACUGGGCAUGGACAAACCCAUCUGCUGGCAUCCAGAGAAAGAAUUCCUUGGCAUACACAUCAGUUUUGUGAGAAGUCAGAAGAACCACACGCUGAUUUUCACUAAGGAAAACACAAUUCACAACUGCAGCUGUUCUGUGGCUAUCUGUGACUCAGAUCACUGCCUGGCAAACUUGAUGUGCAACUGCAAAACAGUGCUGCCCUCUACCAUGAAAAAUACCUACAACAGCCACCUGACCAUCUGGUUCACAGACACCUCUGUGCUGGAUAUGGUCCUCAACUUCACAAGUGAGGUGUGGGAUUUGAAGCUGUCCUUCUGUGGCACCACUCCUCUCCCAAUGGAAUAUUUGGCCAUUUGGGGACUUCGAAAGCUCCAGGUAAGCAAGGUCAAGGGACAAUUUCCAGAGCAGGGUGUAACUAUCUCCAGCAGCAGCAACAAUGACAAAGACUUUCUUGAGGUACACAACAAAGACAGGCAAAUGCUUGCACAUAUUUCUUGUCUGGAUACCUAAUUUUUCAAAGGAAUUUCAUUGCUGAAGUCAUACAGCGUGGAAAAUGUCUCUACUAUCAUUAAGCAUUUUCCCAGCCUGCUGUACUCUGAUGUUUUCUCAACUUCAGACAAUGAGAACUAUGUUGCAACAUUCAUUUACUGAGUUAUUUAACACCGUCAGUAGUGAGAGGCAUGGGAGGCUGCUAAGAGUGAUAGGAUGCCUUUAAGUUUGUCUGGUUUGUCCAGGAGGAUGUGUUAGGGGACUGUGAGAGAACUCUACAAGGAGAUGUUUGAAGUAAGAGACUCAUCAGAUUAAUUCAGCAAAGUCUUUCUUAAAGAACAAAGUAAAUGUGAAACAACUAUUUUCCAAAGCAUUGUUAGAUUUAUUUUUUGUUUAUAUAUUCUAGGCUAACAAUUAAAAUCUGCAGAUAAAUUUUGUUUUAAGGCUGUGCCUCAACAGAAAAAGGCAUAAUCAUGUAGCUCCCAUUGCAGAAGAAUCCAAGCCCCCCCAUAGAAUCACUCAGGUUAGAUGGCAGCUCAGCAGGUAAAUUCAAACUGCUUUGCAAAGUGCAAACUACACCCAUUACACUCAGAGACUUACACUCAGAGAAACAGGUAUUGGACUUCCCUCUGUGAAAGAGGUAUUUUCCUGCAUCUGUCCUUUCUUCCUUAUCUCACAAUUAAUCUUUAUUUCCAGAUCACAGAAUACUCUGGGUUGGAAGGGACCCACAAAGAUCAUCAAGUUUAACCUUAAGUGAAUGGCCUAUAUGGGGAUUGAACUCAGGACCUGGCUGUUACUAGCACUCAGCCAAUCUCAGCAACACCUUUAGCGCAGUCCCCUGCUGUCAGCUCGACUGCUUCUGGGAUCAGACCAGGCAGCUCAGCAGUUGGGUCCUGAAAGCUCCCAAGGACGGCACCUGCACAAUCUCAUUGGGCAACCUUCUCCACUGCCUUGCCUUGUCGUCACUGGCAAGCUUUCUUCCAUAUAUGAACCUUAGCCUUCCCUUCUCCAGGCUGAGUAUGGCCAGUUCCCUAACACUUCUCUCACAAUCACAUGUGCCAGCCCCUGCCUGUCUUGGUGACUCUCCACUGGACCACGUCAGCUGAUCCAUAUUUUUUCAGAGAAAGGCUGCCACCUGCAUGAUGGAUGUGCUGACACCUGCAAUUUCCCCAAAUGGAGGGAGCCUCAACUUUUGUGACAAUGGCAAAUUGCUCAUGUUCUCCCAUAUGAGAGAGCAGAAAUACCCCAUACAAUGACUCUCAUCUGACAAGGGAGGUGAGGCUUUGGGCAGACAAUUUUCAGAUGUGUUGCAUGAAAAAGGUUGUCAUCCCCUGAAAAACCUACACCAGGACUAUUAAAACAGCCCAAAGUCUGCUCCUUGCCCAUGUCUGCAGGUUUUGAAUUCUGUGAGAUAUGAUUAAGACUGGAUCCAUCCAUACAGUACAAUAAAGGCUUUGAAAUAAGAGCCUUGCACUGCCAGCAAUGGAUUACAUUAAACUGAGAUAAAAUAUAAGAAAACUUCUGUCCAGAGAAGCUGUGUCUGCCCCAUAUCUGUGAGUGUCCAAGGCUAGGCUAGGUGGAGCUUUGAGCAACCUGGUCUAGUGGAAGGUGUCCUUGCCCAUGGCAGGGGGGAUGGAACUGGGUUGUCUUUAAGGGCCCUUCAAAU